AUGGGAUACCGAAAACUAUUCUUGAAAGAAUACGUGGAAACUAAAGAUUCCGAUCAAACAUUAGUGAGAGAUUAUAAGAGGCUUGUAUUGAUGCUGGUACGGCAACUCAAUGCCGAAAAUAUUUCUAAUUUAUCUACGGUUGCUGCACCUGGUGAUAUUCAAAAUGUUUCAGGCUCGGAUCCAGUUUAUCAUAUUGAAAUUAAUGAAUAUAAUCCGAAUACGACAUCUACACCUGAAACUCCAGCAGUUUAUACAGGUACUUCCAAAUUGCAUAGUGUUCGCUUUUCAUCGGAAGAUGUCAUUCAAGAUCAAACAAAUCUUUUGAAUUAUGAAUAUAAUUGUUUCAAAUAUCUCAACAAGAAUGAAGAAGAGGAUCAAAAUGAAACUCAUCCUCAAAGUACUGUUUUUAAUCUAGUUCCUCCUUCUCUCAGUUUACAAUCUAUUGACAAGUUGUACUUUAUACUGAAUAACCAAACGUUGGUAACCAAUAGUAAUUUUAAAGAAUUAGUUUGUGAAAAAUUGAAAAGGUAUAUCAAGUCCAGUAAGGUUGUCAUUCAUGGAGAGAUUUUGAAAUAUGGUGACUUUAUUAUUCGAAUUGGAGUCAUUACUCAGAAUGUAAAAAGAAGAGGAAUUUUGAUUGAUAUUGAAUUUGCUCCCUGUGGAUAUUGUUACCUUUCAGAGAAUGUAAUCAAAGAAUUCAUGUCUACAUUUAUUGACAUAGAUCCAAAUUCUACAACCACUCUUAAAUUUAAGAUAGCGGAUUUAUAUUCUCAAAACUUUGAUUAUUCAGAUUUUAAUCUAAGCACAACCUAUUAUUCUUUGUCUCAUCAUUCAGUUCAACUGGUGAGAUUGCUAGCUGAAUGUGGAAUUUUGAAAUUAACAGCUGAAAUACAAGCAACACAAUAA
Messenger RNA from Naegleria fowleri, 906 nucleotides. RefSeq lists its product as uncharacterized. The coding region runs from base 1 to 906 and encodes 301 amino acids. Gene Ontology annotation, cellular component: mediator complex. Lineage: Eukaryota; Heterolobosea; Eutetramitea; Acrasida; Naegleriidae. Gene Ontology annotation, molecular function: transcription coactivator activity. Gene Ontology annotation, biological process: regulation of transcription by RNA polymerase II. The record is from RefSeq and is a predicted model, not a curated record. The transcript has a single exon.